AAAUUAAUUUCAAGAAUCAAGAUCAACCACAGUCCACACGAGUUGUUGAUAGUUUAACAAAAGUUUUUGUGAGAAAAGUUUGCGGAUUAAACCGCAUACUUAACAAGAAAGUUCAAGCUAAAGAAAUAAGUUAUUCAAUACAAUUAUAAUACACAAUGACAGACGUAGCGAAAAAAGUCCAAGAUUACAAAGACUCCCUCAAGCAGAAGGCUGAGCAUUUAAUAAUAAAAGGAUUCCCAGAAAAAAUCGUCAAACUAAAUGAACUCUUGGAGACGCCACAUUUUCAGAACCGCGAUCUUUCGGAUGUCCACCAGGACCUAAACAUUCCAGUGCCUCCACCAGCACAACCUACCAAUGAACCGAGUGCUAAGAGGCCUCGGGUGGAUUCCACGGAGAACAACACAGUAGAGGGCACCAAAGUUUACGCCCUGCCCAAUGGCACGGUGCCCUGUAAUAAGCCCCUGAGUGAUCUUAUUCACCUUGUCAAACCUCAUAUUAGGGAGCUAGUUGAGGAUUCCAACCUUCUUAAAAUGUGGAUUUCAUUUAUGAUACCAAAAAUUGAAGACGGAAAUAACUUUGGUGUUUCGAUACAAGAGGAUACCCUCGCUGAGAUACAGUCGGUGGAGUCGGAGGCUGCGGCGUUCUUUGACCAAAUCUCAAGAUACUUUAUUUCGAGGGCAAAAAUUGUGUCUAAGGUUGCCAAAUACCCUCAUAUUGAUGACUACAGAAGAGCUGUGAGAGAACUUGACGAAAAGGAGUACCUAUCUCUAUGGCUUGUGAUGUGUGAAAUCCGUAACCGCUACUGUUCCCUACACGACAUAGUGAUAAAGAACCUCGAGAAGAUUAAGAAGCCCCGUUCCUCGAACGCAGAGUCGUUGUAUUAGAUGUAAAAUUUAAUUUUAGGGACACAAGUAUGUCUUGUGUAUUUUUUAAUUAUAAUAUAAAUUUUUCUGUUUCUAUUCACUAGAAUACACAAUUCUCAAAUUAUUACAGAUAAAAACAUAGAUAUUAUAGCCAAACAUUUUGUGAAUCUGAACUUAAUUAUAUAAUAUAUAGUUCAUUUUGGGACAUCGCAGAUGACAGAAAAGUCUGUCGUCUGCGAUCUCCCUUAUGCUGUAGAAAUAUUACAACACUAUCUUCAUUAAGUAAACAAUAUUCUGAAUCAUUAUUUCAUAAUUCGUUUUUAAUAAAUUGAUUUUGCUUAUAUUGACUUUAUUUUCAAGAAUAGUACUCUGCAAUAGCAAGUUUUGGUUUCUAUUUAUGCAAGCACAAAUUAGGUUUUGUGAGAGUCGAAAUAGUUAUAAGAUAUUCUUUCAUAUAUUUUAACUAGAUUCAAAAUCGAGUGAAGAGCAAGAAAAAUUAAACGCAAAAGACAUUAAUCUGAUAGCAGUUAUAUAGCAAAAUGUUGAAAUUAUUGAAUAAUUAACAGGAUAUUAUUUUUAAUCAUUUUAGCC
This is a messenger RNA of Aricia agestis (brown argus), 1454 nucleotides long. RefSeq names its product proteasome activator complex subunit 3 (gene REG). The transcript has 5 exons. Gene Ontology annotation, cellular component: cytoplasm; proteasome activator complex; nucleoplasm. Gene Ontology annotation, biological process: regulation of G1/S transition of mitotic cell cycle; positive regulation of endopeptidase activity; regulation of proteasomal protein catabolic process. Gene Ontology annotation, molecular function: endopeptidase activator activity. NCBI's taxonomy places the organism in Eukaryota, Metazoa, Arthropoda, Insecta, Lepidoptera, Lycaenidae. The record is from RefSeq and is a predicted model, not a curated record. The coding region runs from base 156 to 884 and encodes 242 amino acids.